Drosophila elegans is the source of this 272-nucleotide messenger RNA. RefSeq lists its product as uncharacterized. The record is from RefSeq and is a predicted model, not a curated record. NCBI's taxonomy places the organism in Eukaryota, Metazoa, Arthropoda, Insecta, Diptera, Drosophilidae. The transcript is spliced from 2 exons. Bases 75 to 272 code for a protein of 65 amino acids.
UGCCAGUGAUAAAAAAUCCCGUGCACCUUUCGUCGAAACGCGUUAGUCACUUGUAGAAAUUUUCGUAGCAGGCUAUGUCGUUGGGCAACGCAGGGCGAAUUGCUGUUUGUUGGACUGUUCUGACCGUGGGUGGCGUGUACGCUUUUGUGCUGUCAAAGCAAUCCGUUGAGAACCGGCGUUACGAGAGCAUGCGAGUUCGUGAGCGCAUGAGGAAGGCAAACCAGGGCGAUUACGACUCAACCGCAGCAUCGGACAGGCGAUUCGACUACUAA